AUGGCCAUCAGGGAAAGCCCAGAGAAGAGACUGACCCUCUCUGCCAUAUACCAGUACAUCAUUAGCAAAUUCCCAUUUUAUGAGAAAAACAAGAAGGGCUGGCAGAACAGUAUAAGGCACAACCUCAGCCUGAAUGAGUGCUUCAUCAAGGUUCCCCGAGAGGGUGGUGGAGAGAGGAAGGGCAACUACUGGACCCUGGACCCGGCAUGUGAGGAUAUGUUCGAGAAGGGCAACUACAGAAGGAGAAGGCGGAUGAAAAGGCCAUUCCGACCCCCUCCUACCCAUUUCCAGGCAGGUAAGAGCUUGUUCAGCAGUGACACUUACGGCUACCUGUCCCCACCCAAGUACCUGCAGUCCACCUUCAUGAACAACUCAUGGUCCCUGGGGCAACCUCCAACCCCUAUGUCCUACACCUCCUGUCAGAUGGCUGGGGGCAAUGUGAGUCCAGUCAAUGUGAAGGGACUGUCGGCAUCGUCCUCCUACAGUCCAUAUUCUAGAGUACAGAGCAUGUCGUUACCCAGUAUGGUCAACUCCUACAAUGGCAUGAGCCACCAUCAUCACCACCCGCAUGCUCAUCACCCACAGCAAUUGAGCCCGGCCAGCCCCGCUCCCCCACCUGCAGCAACUCCUAAUGGGGUGCAGUUCCCUUGUGCCAGGCAACCCACCGAGCUGUCUAUGAUGCACUGUUCCUACUGGGACCAUGAAACCAAACACAGCGCCCUGCACCCCAGAAUAGACCUCUGA
This is a messenger RNA of Staurois parvus, 744 nucleotides long. Lineage: Eukaryota; Metazoa; Chordata; Amphibia; Anura; Ranidae. The record is from the annotation of a GenBank genome assembly.